UUUGUACCUGUAGCCGCGCGGGCAAAAUGUAAAGAGGUUAGACCUAACCUUACACCCCCCCACCCCCACAAACGCAUCCUCGGCAGGACGGGCGACAGGAACAGGAAGCUCACCCGAGAAAGUUCGCAGAGUCGCGAGACGCGGUCGUAGAGCGUGAAGAACCCGCGCUUGUCAAUUUCUAAUUUCUAACGACGAGUCGCACGAUGAACGACGCCGAGAACGCGGAGAACGAUACCUCCGGGUCGUACUGCGCGCUGCUGGUCGCCUUCAAGACCAUGAAAGAACGUUGCCAGCAGUUGCAGACGCGACUGGCGGUGGUGGAGGAGGAGAACGUGUGCCUCAGGCUCGAAUGCGGCAGGGACAUGUCCACGGCUAUUGUCAAGGUUGAUAAGAGCGACAGGUCUGCGCUGCAAACCCUGCAGGAAAAGGUAGAGGAACUCACAAAACAAAAGUCUCAGCUGUCGCAUCACGUUUUCAUGGUGGCCGCGGAAAAUCGUCAGUUAUGGAACAGAUUAACGAGACUGACGAAAACUAAUAAAUCUUUAGGUAGUCAAUUAACAAAAAUUUCGGACACGCUUAAGCAGCAUCCCACCACACAGCCAUCUGAAAUUAUUUCGUACAACUUUCGCGAUGUGUCUGAUCUAGAUAAACAGAGCGCUAACAAGACGUACUUACUAGCUACGGACGGUGAAAGAGAACAAAGCUUGGAAGAAAUAUCUCUUCGAUUAAUAAAUAGUAUUAUGUUAGAGAAGUCUGAUCUCGAACAGCAAUGCGCAGAGAUGGUGGAGUUGCACAAUCGUUCCGAAUUAAAUUUACAAAAUGUUGGUUUCACAUAUCCAGAAGAUUCUGACACAGAUUCGCUGGAGCAACUAAAGCAGCAUGAAAUUCGGUUGUCCCAAACUAAGGAUACCUUACUUGGACAGCAAACUAGGUUAAAAAGAGCCCUGCAGAAUCUUAAAAAAAUGAGAAAAGGAGUAAUAUGUAAUAAUUGUCGAAAGAACGCGAAUAAAAAGAUGUGUCAAACGGGCACGCAAUUUGAUUCCGACGACAGUUUCAAAGAACACGGAGCUACUCAGACUAGUCUCAUGAAUCCUAGUAUUUCCAUGGAAAAAUGCUCCAACCUAAAUGAUAAUAUGGACGCCGAUAUCAAUACGUGCCCAUUGUGCGGAACUGUUUACGGAAAAUCCAUACCGUUUGCGGAGUUCCACGAACAUGUCUUAAAUCAUUUUACCAAGGAGGUGUCAAACUCUACAGAGGAUUUCGAGCUUGUACAUUGAUUUCGUGAUAAAAAAAUCAGUGAUAAGCCGUUAGACGUGAAAUUUUCUUCGGAUUCCAAGAAAAUUCGUGGUGAUUGGGAAUAUAGAAUAUUGAAAUAGAUAAAAUACACCCGAUAUAAAUUAUAGACGAGACAAUACUGUCUAUUACAAAAGAUUUUAUUUUUAUAUCAACAAACGAAAGCACGAAAAGUAGUUGAAAUAUUUUUUGUCGCAUAAAGGACCUUAGUUAUAAAUAUAUUUAUGUAAUAAAACAUUCUAGUACUUUUUAA
Messenger RNA from Temnothorax curvispinosus, 1546 nucleotides. It is a transcript of the gene spn-F, whose product is annotated as protein spindle-F. The record is from RefSeq and is a predicted model, not a curated record. NCBI's taxonomy places the organism in Eukaryota, Metazoa, Arthropoda, Insecta, Hymenoptera, Formicidae. The transcript is spliced from 5 exons. Bases 204 to 1277 code for a protein of 357 amino acids.